Molecule: messenger RNA, 2328 nt
Organism: Periophthalmus magnuspinnatus
Lineage: Eukaryota; Metazoa; Chordata; Actinopteri; Gobiiformes; Gobiidae
Product: stromelysin-3-like
Exons: 8
Coding region: 129-1583 (484 amino acids)
Biological process (GO): proteolysis; collagen catabolic process; extracellular matrix organization
Cellular component (GO): extracellular matrix
Molecular function (GO): metalloendopeptidase activity; zinc ion binding
Source: RefSeq, a predicted model, not a curated record
AAGGAGGGCUUGAGUCGUGAGUUCAUUCAUUUCAGCGCAAGUGGAUGCUGCUUUUCCCGCUGCGGGCUUUAGAUCAGCAGCUUGUUUUGCGCCACUAACUUGAUUCACCGCGCGACAAAACGAGCGAGAUGCAGACUUUUCUAUUGUGCUGUAGCAUCUUACCACUGCAACUUUUUGUCUUUAUUCACUCUUUGCCGCUGCACGAACUCAAGUCUGAGCUACAGGGAGGGCCUCACAGCCACAAAAAUGUGGGUCAGAAAAAGAGGGAAAGGCAUGAACAGCCAACACUAAAUGACAAACAUAAUUUGAUGUCAUUAGUGGUCCCCAGUAAUAACACAGAGUGGAAGAGACCUCGCUGUGGAGUACCAGAUUAUCACACGUUGUUGAAAGUAGAUCUGUCAUACUACAACAUGAAGAAAAAAAAGAAGGAAGGACAGAGCAGGCAGCAGCGCAAGAAACGAUUUGCACUUUUUGGAGGGCGCUGGGAAAAGACCGAUCUCACAUACAGGAUUGUACGUUUUCCAUGGCAGAUGAGUGAGACUAAAGUGCGUCAUGUUUUGGACCAGGCCUUCAGAGUCUGGGGCGCAGUGACACCUUUAACUUUCACCGAAGUCAUGUCAGAGAAAGCAGACAUUGUUAUUGACUUCAACAGAUACUGGCACGGUGACAGUUUACCCUUUGAUGGUCCUGGGGGAAUCCUUGCCCAUGCCUUUUUCCCACGAACACACAGAGAAGGAGAGGUCCACUUUGAUUAUGAUGAGCACUGGACUGUGGGUAAUGAUGUUGGCACAGAUCUCCUUCAAGUGGCAGCGCAUGAGUUUGGCCAUGUUCUGGGACUUCAACACUCCCUUGAACCAGACGCUAUUAUGUGCCCAUUCUACAGUGAUUCAUACCCUCUGCAGCUCAGUGAAGACGACAAGAGAGGAAUUCAGUAUUUGUAUGGCCCCCCCAGGCACACAACACCGGAACUUGCAGAGACCAAUGAGCUCGACAUAGGAAUGCCUGACGCCUGCAGAACCAACUAUGAUGCCGUGUCUAUGAUCAGAGGAGAGCUCUUCUUCUUUAAGUCCCAGUACGUUUGGCGCAUUCGUGAUGGGCGACUUGAGGCUGGUUACCCGGCUUUGGCCUCCCGUCACUGGAGAGGUAUCCCUGACUACAUCGAUGCGGUCUAUGAGGACAACUCUGGUAACAUCUGGUUCUUUCAAGGCGAGAGUUACUGGGUGUUCGACGCUGAGAGGAAGAUAACUGGACCAGAUUCAGUGUGGAGGCUGGGUCUGCCUGUAUCAGACAUCCAAGCAGCUUUAAAAUGGGAAGUGGGUAAUGUACAGAAAGUCUUCCUCUUCAAGUCCUUGUCUUACUGGUCCUUCAGUCCUCUGGAGAACCGGGUCGACAAUGUCCUUCCACAGACCAUGCCUGAAUGGAGCGGCAUACCCAAACAUAUAGAUGCAGCAUUUCAAGACAGAUAUGGGUAUGUCAAUUUUCUGAGUGGGAUACAGUAUUGGAAGUUUGACCCUGUAGCAUUGAAAGUGCUAGAUGGCUACCCUCGAUAUAUUGGCAUUGAUUUCUUUGGCUGCUCCAGUUAAUCAUAAACAUGAGUGUAAAACUUUUAUACUGCCAUUUAUUAAUUCUGGCCCAAAAUCUUCUAAUAAUCAUACUUUAUGUAUAUUAACAUAAACUAUUGCCAAAUGACCUUGUAUAUUACUAUGCCAGACAAUGAUCAUAAUAAUUUUUUUCUAUUUUGUUUUGUUAGAUGUCCAAAAUGCUUUACAGAAAGAAUCAAUUUGCUUCUGAGCCAGCUUUGAGUAAAUUGAGCCUUUGAUGACACUAACACACUAUUAAAGAAUUGGUCUGAUGUGGGCAGCUGACAUGGAUACUCAGGUUACAAAUAGUUAACUGAUAACAGGCAGACAAAAUAGGUUUGAAUGAAGGUUUGGUUACUUCACUUGCAAAUACCUCUCCGGUGUAAAUCCUAAACCUCUCAUAGUAUCACACAUCUCAGUUAACACUCCAGUUCUCAGUGAUUACAUUUGGAGCUUUUUUCUUACUCCAGAUUUUUGUCAGUUUAAAUUGUUUUAGUAUUUUUAAGGCUGCAAAGUUGAAAGAGUGAUGUAUGUCUUUCAGCCAUACAGUCAGACACUUUUAUCAUAAACUUGUUAAAUAUUCUCAAUAUUACUGUGUACAGAAUGCUACUGUAAAAACCCAGUGCAGGACACUGAAUAAGGUUGUCAAUAACACUGUGAUAUCAGGUGUCUCAUUAAUAACUUGUUUUAUAUAUAUAUUUUUUAUGUGUAGCUCUGUUAAACAAAUAAAGUAAUUUUGUGUAACUUU